Molecule: messenger RNA, 507 nt
Organism: Physella acuta
Lineage: Eukaryota; Metazoa; Mollusca; Gastropoda; Physidae
Product: venom toxin OcyC11-like
Source: RefSeq, a predicted model, not a curated record
CUACUUCUAGUUUUUUUCAAGGCAAAGGAAAUUGCGUAAAUUUAAAUUAAUUUUCACAUUGGACCCAAAAUAAAAGUUUAUAUAACAAGUUGUUUCGACUAGUCAGUUGUUCAGUCUACGCCGGCAAACGUUACCACUUAUCAUCUGUGAUCAGACCAGUCUCAACAUGAACAAGAUAGUUUUAACUCUCGUCGUCUGCCUCGGUCUAGUUGGUUAUGUGUCGGCGGCUACGUCGAUUGGACUGGGAGCUUGCCCUGAUGGAGUAAAGGUUGGCGAAUCCUGGUACCCACCGGGAUGUGAGAUUUGUGACUGUGGUGACGGAGGCUACCAAUGCUUCUCAUGCGGUUCUUAUGGCUUCCCACCUGAGUGCACGGCGACGUACGAUACCACCAAAAAAUACCCAGAUUGCUGUGAACCUACACUUGACUGUCCAAAUUUAACUGAAAAUUAAAAUGUUUACAAGUUCCAAAACGUUAAGAACAUAACAUAAUUAAAAUUUAAAUCCAA